Molecule: messenger RNA, 1288 nt
Organism: Thrips palmi
Lineage: Eukaryota; Metazoa; Arthropoda; Insecta; Thysanoptera; Thripidae
Gene: HLH4C
Product: helix-loop-helix protein 1
Exons: 3
Coding region: 273-632 (119 amino acids)
Biological process (GO): regulation of transcription by RNA polymerase II
Molecular function (GO): RNA polymerase II cis-regulatory region sequence-specific DNA binding; protein dimerization activity; DNA-binding transcription factor activity, RNA polymerase II-specific
Source: RefSeq, a predicted model, not a curated record
CCUCCUGGACCGAGCACCGCGUCGACCCGCGGACUCCGGCCUCCUUCUUGGAGCCCUUGACGUUCACCUCCCAGUUGUCAGCACCAUCAGUCACCAUUGACUACCAAGGCCAGGACUCGUCGGACUUCUCCGCGACGUCGACAGAAGCCUACGACCAGUACUUCCACCACCAUGGGCCUCCCGACUUCGUGACGCCCAGCCUGCGUCGCGGCGAGCUUGGCCAGGACGGGGCCCUGCUGCAACUCCAGAGCGACUCGAAUUCGCUCGUCGAGAUGAACCACCACCACGGGGACAUGCUGCCGGCCGACUCGACGAGGGACAUCUGCGGGAUCAUGCCCAGGAAGAGGGACCGCGGAAGCCUCCAGGACUGCGGCCUCGGUGGCGGCGGCGGGGGCGUGUCGGGGCUGCCGCUGAGCCGGGAGGAGCGACGCCGCCGACGCCGCGCCACCCUCAAGUACCGCACGGCGCACGCGACGCGAGAGCGGGUGCGCGUCGAGGCCUUCAACGUGGCCUUCAGCGACCUGCGCCGUCUGCUGCCCACGCUGCCGCCCGACAAGAAGCUGUCCAAGAUCGAGAUCCUCCGGCUGGCCAUCUGCUACAUUGCGUACCUGAAUCACGUGCUGGAAGCAUGACCCUCGCCCGACGCCCCCGAGGGCACAUACCCGCCACCAAUGUCCUUCGAGGACUACGGCGGGGGCGUCGACUGCUACAUGUACUAGGCCCAGUGUCUCACUGGCGCCGCACUGCCCGCUCUGCCGACGGGUCAGUCUUGAGUCUCGUGGAACGUCCUGGACUUCCCCCACGAACUCUCACACCAGGGCCGCCCUUCAUUUGGGGCGAGCCUUCUGUAAAUAGAAACGGGUGCCGCAAAAAUGGCUUUGUGGAUUAGGUUCUUGCAUCAUCGUCAUAGCUGUAACAGGUCUCUAAGACCUUCCCUACAGCCGUCUUAAAAAUGGAAAUGUUGAUUUGGGUUGGGUAGUUCUAUGACAUGGUAUGAGUUUAUCAUACCAAGAAAUGUUGAUUUGGGUGGGGUAGUUCUAUUACAGGGCAUGAGUUUAUCAUAACAAUAGUAUAUAUCCACAGUCAAAUAUAUUUACAUGUUAACUUUUGUUGUAAUGCUGCUCUUUGUGAUUUUGUUCUAUUUUCUAGUCAAUUAAGUUAAGUAUAGGGUAGUUGGGUGAAACUAAACCUGGGGUCGUAUAAAAAUUAAUUGUAGAAAAAAAUUGAUGUUUAAGUGUAGAUAAAUAUUGAGCAGAAAUUUCUCAAAUACACAUUGACUUUGUUUUAA